AUGGCUUUCAACGCAACGAAAAAUUUACGAUCCAUGGUGACUCGAUUGGGAGGAGCUGGAACACGUUCGUUUACUACCUCCACCAUUCCAAAAAUGAAACCUAUGUCCACAAGCAUAGAUUCUACACAUAAUUCUCAUUCAAUUUCUAGGUCGAGCACAUUGAAGGCAGAGUUAACACCGGUGUACAUUGUGUGUGGAAUGGUGGGUGUGGCUGUGAUGUUUGCAUCACACACUGCCUAUCAACAACUGGCACGUUCUCCAACUGUUCAUGUGAACAAGAAAAGAAGAGAAUCAUUGCCUGAAGUUUAUGAUCCUGAUCGAACUAUCGACUCUGCUGACAAAUUCAUCAAUGGCUCAUUCUUUAGGAAAAUCACUCAUAUUCAAGACAGCAACCCCACUGUCCAUGAUCCUGUCCACCCUAAUCCCUUCACCCGUGCUCGAACCGCUGAGACAUUGAAGUCGGUCGGUGUUGAGCCGAGCAGGCGUUGA
This is a messenger RNA of Vicia faba (fava bean), 489 nucleotides long. The record is from the annotation of a GenBank genome assembly. Lineage: Eukaryota; Viridiplantae; Streptophyta; Magnoliopsida; Fabales; Fabaceae.